This is a messenger RNA of Prosopis cineraria, 588 nucleotides long. RefSeq names its product cytosolic sulfotransferase 15-like. The transcript has 2 exons. The record is from RefSeq and is a predicted model, not a curated record. Gene Ontology annotation, molecular function: sulfotransferase activity. Gene Ontology annotation, cellular component: cytoplasm. Bases 1 to 588 code for a protein of 195 amino acids. Lineage: Eukaryota; Viridiplantae; Streptophyta; Magnoliopsida; Fabales; Fabaceae. Gene Ontology annotation, biological process: sulfation.
AUGCCACUCCAUCAAUACAAUGGUUUCUGGCUCUCCAAAAAGCAUAUUCAAGGAAUCUUAAAUUUUCAGAAUCACUACCAAGCUCAUGAUUCUGACGCCCUCCUUGUCACCUUCCCCAAAUCUGGCACCACGUGGCUCAAAGCCCUUACCUUCACUAUUCUCAAUCAGUCUGUGAAGCAGUCUAGAUGUAAGAUUGUGUACUUAUGUCGAAAUCCUAAGGACUUGUUUGUUUCAACAUGGAGAUUUGUGAACAAGUUACUAGAACCAGAUGCCCAACGGUUGGUUUCAAUUGAAAAUGCAUUUGAGAAGUUUUGUCAAGGAGUGAUUGGUUAUGGGCCGUUUUGGGAUCACAUGUUGGAAUACCAUAAGGAGAGUUUGAAGAGUCCAGAUAAGGUUAUGUCUCUGAGAUUUGAAGAGCUGAAAAGCAAACCAGUUGAGGUUUUGAAGGACCUAGCUGAGUUUAUGGGUUAUGGUUCUUCUCAAGAGGAAGAGGGUGGUAAUGUUGUAAUCGAUAUAUUGAAGCUCUGUAGUUUUGAGAGUUUGAGUAGCAUGGAAGUGAUAAGACUGGAAAUUCAUGGCACAAGAUAG